AUGGAAAUCGAAGGUAGUGUACUCGAAAAAUCGACAUUAACGACCUUUCUACGACGCGAUAUUUAAUUCCGCAGCUACUGACAGAUCCUCCCGUUUGCGGUCGACUGUGGAACGAUUUGUGCAAGUGCAUCUAAACGGAAGCAAGAGUGUAAAUAACAACUCACAGGCGUCCGUUUCGGAUGCAGGAGCGAAUGAAGAGCACUGCAUGUGAGGCAUAUGAAGCGUGCACAUGAUAUUUAUGAGAUCAGGAUAAAGAGCGCACGGUGAUACUUUAGCCUGGCUGCAAGGAAGAAAAAAAAAACGCGACAGUAAACGUAUCUGAGUUUCGCCGCGUGCGGGCAGGAGGAUAGAUGCGAAAAUAGGAAGUGCAUGUCAGUGGUAGCGACAUUUAUGCUCCAUAACGUGAGGAUAAUGAUUUAAGUGUUUAUGGUGAGAGAGAGAAAGAGGGAUCAUUACACGGCACUCGGUUAAAUUUAGAUGUGAAGUGGUGCUCAGAAGUGGUGGGAACAGGUCGACAGAGAAGUUCUCGACGUGACAAAUGCACUGAUGUGCAACCGAACGCUACAGUUACAAAUUAGUCAUUAGGGGAUUAGUUGGAUAAUGCUCUCGUCGUAUGUAGCGGUGGCGAGUGCUUUUGGAUUUCAUAUAUUUUAUGAGAUCAACGUCUCUUUUAGCCGCCAAACUUUAUGAACACUCCACUGAAGUGAACAUCUGUUUCCGCAAUCAACGGGCUGAAUAAAUCGUUGGCGGCAAAACCGCCAGAGGACGGUCUCGGAGCCAGCCAGUGAGUGCAGUGUUAUAAAAAGUGUAAAAUUCAGUGACAUCGCAGAGGAACAAACUGACAAGCGAAAAACAAAUAUUUUCUUUUCACUGUGAACCUUCCGGCCAGUGUGUGAGCUACUGCACGCUUGUUGGGUAUGUUUGAUUAAACAGUCGGGAAUAGGCUUAUAUCUCUACGAAUGUCACACAUAAAUGCGUGCCGUCGUGUUUGGCUGAAUGUGUUGCCUAUAUAAAGUGUUUACAUCCUCUCAGAUUUGCUAGAAUUUUUUUGUGCGUUCACUAGGAGUUGGAGAUCGUGCGUGAUAACUCGCCAGCCGCCCCCGUCGUAUCGCUUGAUUGUGUCACUGGACGGCUGAGCAUUGCAUAUAUCAUGUUUCUGCUGCUCGAUGAUACGAAUUGCUCAAUCAUUGCCAUCGUAUUGUGAAGCAUCAAACGAAUGAAGGACGAACGUUUGUAAGCGAUUUAGUCCCGUUUGUGUUCCGUCAGUUUCAACAGUGUGAAUCCGAACUGUACACAUUAAUUAAUGGAAAGGAACAAUAAGCUCGACUAGAGGGGAGCAGCGCUAAAACAUGCUUCUCGUCCGGACUGCCACGGAAAACUGCACCAUAGGCUGCACCAUAGGUUCCAUUCAGCGAAUUCAGCGAGCUAACAGGUGAAUCACAAUAUUAAUCUAUAGAGCGUCAUUCGAGCCGCGCGUGCCGCGCCAAAGCGAGGCUAUCCGGAAGACAAAGCUUGAAAAAGCUCUCACGCUUCGGUGGUCGAUGGGAAUAAAAAAUCCUUUCUCCGGGAUGUUUGAACAAGAACGAAUAUACACGACUAGUAGCACGAUACAUGUAUGUCCUGCCGGCGAGGGCAGUUGUGUGAACAAGCACUUCAAAUGAAAAACACUUUCAGCGGCGGUACGUACGUUGGUGUGGAAAGGACUCCCGGUGUUCGGCGCGGAAGCGCAACAAAGCACAACUUUUACCUUGUACCUGUGUCAGUUAAUUAUAAAUGCACAAGCCAAAGUAGUGAUGCAGCUUGCCUGCAUACGCGACAACAGUGAGGUGCGAUUCUGCCUAGAGCUUAUCUUCGCACGCGUCGGAAAACUGCCAACGGUGGCAACGUGGAAUAGAACGUUUUGUAAUAAGAUACAAGCGGCGGCACUCACUCAUCUUGUAUUGAACAUGAAAAGGACGAGGUCUGCGGAAGGGAUAUAAAAGAGAGAAAAACAGAAAAAAAAACAUCCGAACAGAAAAUAAAUGACUAGCUUGGAGCUCGUACAAUAACAUGGCCUGGCGGAACACGAUGAGCAGCAACUUGUGUUGCUGCUGCUGCUGUUGCUGUUGCUGCAAUCAGAGGCAACUGCUGGCUGUGAUACUAAUUUUUACUAUCGCAAUGGGAGCUCCACAUUCAGAUUCCAGCCAGCUGCAGACUAACUUUCUGACGCCUAUUUUACCGCAAGGAUACUUUGCGACCAGAAAUAACACAAAAGUUACAGCCCAAAGAGGCGGUACCGCGCUGUUGCCGUGUACCGUACAAACACAAACCGCCGCUCUGGUAUCCUGGGUACGGCGAAGAGAUUUCCAGUUGCUAACAGUGGGCCUCUCCACCUACAGCAGUGACGAACGCUUCCUGGUGGAACAUAUCCGGCACAUGGGCCACUGGGCACUGCGCAUCAAAGCCGUACGGGACGAAGACCAAGGACUGUACGAAUGCCAACUGUCGGUGCAUCCGGUGCAAUCGGUUUUUAUUGAACUCACAGUUGUCGAGGCCGUUGCAGAUAUUUUGGGUGCUCCGGACUUGCAUAUCGAUGAGGGCUCCACGUUACGGUUAGAGUGUAAACUUAAUCAAGCUACCGAGUAUCCAGCUUAUGUUUUCUGGUACCACCAGCAAAGCAUGGUAAACUUUGACCAGCAAAAUGGGUUUUCGGUAACGCCAUUCCAACCCUUGGCCACGGUCGGAACGUCCUCGCUGAGCGACACAACCGAACAACAUCAUGCGCCAUUCCACGAACCCGAUAUCGAACACCAUCUGCCGCACCACGGCCAUCACCAGCAUGAACUGCAUCGUCAUCUACACCUAGCGCAUCGCCACCAGCCAGGUAGCCACACUCUGGACCAGGAUGAUGGCAGCUUCGGAAUAAAUGCACUCGAAAUGAUGGUACCUCCUGGACAGCUGGAUCAUUCAUCGGUUGACACGGCAGAAGCGCAACUGACCACAGACUCUUCGGAUCCCAUCAGCAGCUUAGACCACCAUCCGGUGCAACAAGAGCUAUGGGCGUUAAAUCGCAGCGGGUUUCUGCCGUACUCGCACAUACUUUCACCAGUCACCAGCGUUCUGACAAUCAAGGAGGUGCACUCCAAGCACGCUGGCAACUACACAUGUGCACCUUCCAACACCCGGUCCGCUAGCAUCACCGUUCACGUAUUACAAGGUGAAAAGCCGGCCGCGAUGCAGCAUGCCAACCAGAGCCAGCUGGACUCGGACGUCAGCAAAACCAAAGGUGGCGCCUCCAGCAGAGCCAUCCGUCCACACUCCUUCAUAGUGGUGGUGUCGUUGGUGCUGCUUUGGACGAUGGCACCGGAAUCUAUUCUCGCAACCCACGCGCUAAAUAGGUGAAAUCGGUUGUCCCUUACAACGGCCAACAAACUAGCUGAAUGCUGCUGUUAGACAGUAACCAUGCCCGUGCAUGACUUACAGGUUAAAUUAGUUUAAACGAGAGUGAAGAUACUAUAUCUAUGCUGAGGGAGUCCUCACUGUUAAAGCAUUGGUCGCCUGAAGCUAGGAAAUAAUACUGUCCCUCAUCAAAUGGAUGUAUUAUAAUGCAAUAUGAAUUACCUUUUAGGUUUAUUUUACAGAUAAAAUCGUUUGCCCUCUCUUAUAAACAGAGGGACACCCUAUUGUAAUAAGGAUGGUGUGUACCCUGCCCGGAAGUCCGAAGUAUUGUGUAGAGAAUGCAGGGAAUAGCGGAGUAAAUUUCGCAAGAGCAGAAAAAACGGAAACAAUGCAAAGUAUGAGUCAAACUAAAAUGAAAUGUAAAUUUAAUUUCAGGUUUCUAUUCGUGAAAUACAGCAAACUUCUCUAUUUGGUAAAAUUUCAUUACGAAACCACGAUUCAAUUUUGUGACACAGAACCUAAUAAAAAAAACUGAACGAAAUCGUAGAUGGUGCAGAAAAAAAUGUACAGCCAUGCUCUGUGUGUUAAUGAAUUAUAGAGAAGACUAUUGCUAAACGAGAAGUGUGAUUAGAUAGUGAAAUUGUUUCAACAGCAUCUGCAGAAGUCAAUAAAAUGUAAAGUCGAAUA
This is a messenger RNA of Sabethes cyaneus, 4065 nucleotides long. RefSeq lists its product as uncharacterized. The transcript has 9 exons. Gene Ontology annotation, cellular component: neuron projection membrane. The coding region runs from base 2050 to 3381 and encodes 443 amino acids. NCBI's taxonomy places the organism in Eukaryota, Metazoa, Arthropoda, Insecta, Diptera, Culicidae. The record is from RefSeq and is a predicted model, not a curated record. Gene Ontology annotation, biological process: synapse organization.